Aspergillus nidulans FGSC A4 is the source of this 2325-nucleotide messenger RNA. Its product is annotated as mRNA-binding ribosome synthesis protein NOC2. Gene Ontology annotation, cellular component: Noc2p-Noc3p complex; nucleus; nucleoplasm. The transcript has a single exon. The coding region runs from base 1 to 2325 and encodes 774 amino acids. The record is from RefSeq and is a predicted model, not a curated record. NCBI's taxonomy places the organism in Eukaryota, Fungi, Ascomycota, Eurotiomycetes, Eurotiales, Aspergillaceae. Gene Ontology annotation, biological process: ribosomal large subunit biogenesis.
AUGGCCGGAAGCCAAAAAAAAUCUACCAAGAAGUUCGAGAAGAAACACUUGAAGGAUGUACUCGAACGACGAAAGGCGGCCGCAAAGAUCAAGCAACGAAACCAGCUGAAAGAGAAACGGAAAUCGGACAACACCAAGUCACGAGCUGAGAGGAAGGAUGAUUCCGAGGAUGAUGCCGAGCAAGUCAAGAAACAGAACGCCUUUGCCGAGAUGAACGUGGACGACUUCUUCGCUGGAGGAUUUGACAUUGCAGACCCUGCUGCCAACAAGAAGAAGGUCAAGAAGGACGUCAGCCCGAAAAUUGGGAAGCGAAAGCGAUCGGAAACUCAGGAAGAAGAGGAGGAAGAGUUGAGCAGCGGAGACGAGGAUUUUGCAGAGUCUCAAGAUGGUGACGGAGGGUCAGAAGCCAGCGAGCUUGACGACGCUGAAACUCAUAAGAAAGAUAUCGAGGCCCUUAAAGAGAAGGACCCGGAAUUCUACAAAUAUCUCCAGGAGAACGAUGCCGAGCUGCUCGAAUUCGGUGACCUUGCAGAGGUUGACGCGCUGAGCGAAGGAGAGGACGAGCAGGACGAGGAGCCGGCUAAGAAGAAGAAAAAGGCAGCAAAGGAGGAGGAACCGGCUUCUAACCUAACGGUUGCAUCGGUGCAGAAAUGGCAGAAGCUCAUGGAAGAACAGCACUCUAUUCGCGCAAUGCGACAGGCAGUGCUCGCCUUCCGUGCCGCGGCGUAUCUCGACGACCCAGAUGCCCAGGAGCAAAAGUACUCCAUCUCUGACUCAAACGUGUACCACCAAGUCCUUGUCACGGCACUUAACAAUGUUCCCAAGGUUCUUUCGCAUCAUCUUCCUGUCAAGGAGACCGCGUCUGGCAAAGUUCGGGUUUCACUAGACUCAAAGAAGUUCAAGACUCUCACCCCCCUCAUCAAGUCGCACACCUCCUCUGUCCAGAAGAUGCUUGCGAACCUCUCCGACGAGCAAACCCUCAAGCUGACGCUCUCUUCGAUCGAACCCAUGCUUCCCUACCUCCUGCAAUUCCGCAAGCUUCUCAAGGUCCUUAUCAAGACCAUCGUCGGCAUCUGGGCCGAUGCUUCUACCACAGAAGCAACACGAAUUGUCGGCUUCCUCCUCCUACGCCGUCUAAUGGUCAUCGGUGACUCGGGACUCAAGGAAUCCGUCCUCAAGGCCUCCUACGAAGGCGUCGUCAAGGGCAGUCGCAAUACAACAGUCCACACACUCCCUGGCGUCAACUUGAUGAAAAAUUCCGCUGCCGAACUCUGGGGCAUUGACCAAAACGUCUCGUACACAACCGGCUUCAACUUCAUCCGCCAGCUCGCCAUGCAUCUCCGCAGCAGCAUCACAAACACCUCCAAGGAAAGCUACAAGACCAUCUACAACUGGCAGUACGUGCACAGUCUGGACUUCUGGUCCCGCGUCCUCUCGCAACACUGCGAUGGCCUCGUCGAGGCCAAAAUUGGCAAACAGUCCGCCCUCCGCCCCCUCAUCUACCCAGUUGUCCAGAUCACUCUUGGCGCCAGCCGCCUCAUUCCCACAGCUCAAUACCUCCCACUCCGUUUCCAGCUCACGCGCUCGCUGCUUCGUCUUUCUCGCGCUUCAGGCACAUACAUCCCGCUCGCCCCCCUCCUCCUCGAACCCCUGAAUCUCACCGAACUUCGCAAAGCCCCUAAACAAGCUACUCUGCGACCGCUCGACUUUACGACAACAAUCCGCGCGCCUAAAUCCUACCUCCGCACCCGGGUGUACCAGGAUGGCGCCGCCGAGCAAAUCGCCGAAUUGCUGUCUGAAUUCUUCGUCCUCUGGAGCAAACACAUUUCCUUUCCGGAACUGAGCGUCCCUAUCGUUGUUGCUCUCAAGCGCUGGUUGAAACAGGUUUCAUCUCGGUCUGGCGGCAACCGGAAUCAGAAAUUAAAUCAAAUGAUCCUCUUGCUUGUGCAGAAGGUCGAGGCGAAUGCGAAGUGGAUUGAGGAAAGGAGAGCGCAUGUUACAUUUGCGCCGAGGAACAAGACGGAGGUCGAGGCUUUCCUCAAGGAUGUAGACUGGGAGAGUACGCCGUUGGGUGCAUUUGUAAAGGUGCAGAGGAAGCUGAGGGAGGAAAAGGCGGCUCUUCUUGAGGAGGGCCGGCGAGAGGAGGAGAAGAGGAGGCAGGAGGAGAGGGAUGGCGGGGAUGAUGUUGUUAUGGAUGAUGUGGCUAGUGAGAACGAUCACAGUGGGGACGAUGAGGAGGAGGAAGAGGAGGAAGAGGAGGAAGAGGAGGAAGAGGAAGAGGAGGAAGAGGAGGAGAUUUCAGAGGAAGAAGAGGACGAUGACUGA